UUUUACGGUUAUGUAUCUCAAUUUUGGUUGAAUGUGUUCAUGGGUCAUUUAAAUCUCGGGGAAAGAACUAUCAAAGGCUGCCUUGAAGCUUAUUCUUGCAAACAUGCGGGAACUGAUAAAAGAUUGUCUCUUAAUUUGGAGAAUGAGAUGCUCGACUAUCUUGAGAAAUCUUCCGACAGUGACUCUUCUUCACCCGUUGAUCUUUUGCUAAGCAGAUCUAGUCGAAAGGCUUUGAUCUACUUGGUUCUCACACUCUAUCAGAUGUAUCCAGACUACGACUUCAGCGCUGUGAAAGCACAUCAGUUUUUCUCGGAGGAAAGCUGGGACACGUUUACUCAGAUUUUUAGCAACUACAUGUUUGAAGCUUCUAAGGUUGUAAAGCUAGCUGAAUGUGAGAUAUAUGUGUACAACCCUAAUCCUAAUGCUGAUCCUUUCCUCGAAGAAGGAGCAAUUAACCUGGCAUACGAUGCAUUUCUCAGUGACACACCUCCGCACGGAGAAGAUGAUGAAGAGAUCUUUGAGGACAUGGAUAUGUGAUGAUCUCUCUAUCUUCAUGCCGAGGUGCACAGAGUGUAGAAACUCUGUUAUAUCAUCAGUGUUAGAUGUUAUGCUCUUUAGUGUUUAGACAUGUGAAUCCAAGGUUUAAGCUCUUCGCUUUCCUUUUCUAUGCGUAAGUUAAACCUAACUAUAACUCUUUACCAUGUCAUGUGUAAUAAGCUUAUCAGACUUUCUUGUAAUCUGAGGAUUCCUAAAUGAAGAGACAAAAAGUUGAGA
This is a messenger RNA of Brassica oleracea var. oleracea, 774 nucleotides long. RefSeq names its product repressor of RNA polymerase III transcription MAF1 homolog. Gene Ontology annotation, cellular component: nucleus. The coding region runs from base 40 to 537 and encodes 165 amino acids. Lineage: Eukaryota; Viridiplantae; Streptophyta; Magnoliopsida; Brassicales; Brassicaceae. Gene Ontology annotation, biological process: negative regulation of transcription by RNA polymerase III. Gene Ontology annotation, molecular function: RNA polymerase III core binding. The transcript has 8 exons. The record is from RefSeq and is a predicted model, not a curated record.